AUGUUUUCUUCUUAUGCUUCUUCCUCUUCCUUCGUGAUCUCUCAAGCUCUUCUAGGCUCCAUCAGGUCUAGAAAGCUACUCGUCCAGUCUCCUAGCAACCAACCUCUAGCACUAAAUUCAGGCAGCAGCCACCCAUUUCCCGGUACCGGAAGCAGUAACUCUGAAACAGAGACCUUUGACGACGGAGGAGCAAGUUUUGAUGCCAAUCUAGCACUGAUCCUCGCUCUCUUCCUAUGUGCACUUGUAUGUGCGCUAGGGCUCAAUUCUGUAGCUAGAUGUGCUCUUCAGUGCUCGAGGAGGUCCGAGCAAAGGGCAGCCCGGGCCGCCAACACCGGCCUGAAGAAGAAAGCAGUCAUGAGCCUCCCAACACUUCUCUACUCAACCAGCUCAAAACUCUCAAGCUCUGACCCCAUAUGUGCCAUAUGCUUGUCCGAGUUCGUCGCCGGCGAUCCGGUCCGGGUGCUUCCCAAGUGCAACCAUGGCUUCCACCUCAAAUGCAUCGACACGUGGCUCGCAUCGCACUCGUCGUGCCCGACAUGUAGGCAUUGCCUAGUGAGCGCCAAUCCGAAGCCAAUUUCCGGCAGCCUGGUCAUGAACCAAGCAGGGUUCUCAGGGUUUCUGCAGCCACUAGGUCCAGAAGGGCUCAUACUUGGCUAUAGAUGAACGACUCAGCUUAAAAUUAAGCUGCGCAAUGUGUAAGCUCCAAGAGCUUUGUACAGUAUGUAAGAGUAAGACCGACCGGUCCCUAAGGCUUUAGAAAAUUUGGGACGUGAUUGGCAUUUUAAAACAAACUUAAGGAUGCUGAUUCACAGUCAUGAUCUUGUGCACAAAUUGUCAUUUUUUAAAUGGUGGGAGCAUGAGAUUUAAUUAUCUCACCGAGUAAUUAAGCUUUAAAU
Molecule: messenger RNA, 896 nt
Organism: Nymphaea colorata (pocket water lily)
Lineage: Eukaryota; Viridiplantae; Streptophyta; Magnoliopsida; Nymphaeales; Nymphaeaceae
Product: RING-H2 finger protein ATL73-like
Exons: 1
Coding region: 1-663 (220 amino acids)
Biological process (GO): protein ubiquitination
Molecular function (GO): transferase activity
Source: RefSeq, a predicted model, not a curated record